UAUACUAAAAUAAUACAAUUAUGUUCAAAGAGUUAUCGCUGACUAACUUCUGUCUUCUGAGUAGUCACAGAUCUGUCACUGAGGUCUAUACUUUUAUUUGAGACUAGCCAAAGUUUAACUUUUCCUGAGCAUUUGUUCUUGGGGAAGGGUGGAAUUAGGCAUUCCAAGUGCCAUAUGCAGAAUUUACAAUGGGCAGAUUAGAGAUGGAUAUUCACUUCGAAGCUGGUAUUCCAAUUAUUUCUACUUUGGUGAUUGCAGUAGAGAAGAACGUCCUGAGACAUCUCAGAGCAUCAUUUUAAGAACACACCAGGAAGAAAGAUGGCCAAAUCUUUCCCAGUGCUCUGCUCAUUAUUGUUCUUCAUGCUGAUCCAUCGGGUGGUACCAUCUGAGGUGAGCUACCUGUCUCUGAGUGUGAUUCUAAUUGUAUCAUUCUUCUCAAUUCAAUUGCAGGUGAAAUGUCCAUAUAAGAAAGUAGACUUGAGCUGGUUCAAAGGGACAUUGAAGCCCUGCCGUGGUAUAUAUCAUCCGGUCUGUGGCACCAACUUGGUAACCUAUGAAAACCCCUGCAUCUUGUGUGUUGAGAGCUUGUGAGUACUGUUUGGGGGAAGGUGGGAGAACAAUGAAAAAGCUUAGCCCACAGCAAUUACUAGCUACCUCUUCUACCAAGUACCAUCAGCCUGGAUGCCAGGAAUUUGCUCCAGUUUGCACAGAUAAUGAUCAGUCCCCACUGAGAAGAGCUUGUGGCCAUAUAAAGUUCACUGGAGUACAAAGCAGGCUCAUU
Myotis daubentonii (Daubenton's bat) is the source of this 781-nucleotide messenger RNA. It is a transcript of the gene SPINK14, whose product is annotated as serine peptidase inhibitor Kazal type 14 (putative). The record is from RefSeq and is a predicted model, not a curated record. The transcript is spliced from 2 exons. Bases 319 to 591 code for a protein of 90 amino acids. Lineage: Eukaryota; Metazoa; Chordata; Mammalia; Chiroptera; Vespertilionidae. Gene Ontology annotation, molecular function: protein binding.